This is a messenger RNA of Ipomoea nil (Japanese morning glory), 2398 nucleotides long. RefSeq names its product fimbrin-2-like. The transcript is spliced from 14 exons. Gene Ontology annotation, molecular function: actin filament binding. NCBI's taxonomy places the organism in Eukaryota, Viridiplantae, Streptophyta, Magnoliopsida, Solanales, Convolvulaceae. The record is from RefSeq and is a predicted model, not a curated record. Gene Ontology annotation, biological process: actin filament network formation; actin filament bundle assembly. Gene Ontology annotation, cellular component: cytoplasm; actin filament bundle; actin filament. Bases 209 to 2185 code for a protein of 658 amino acids.
CUGCCAGCUUUACUCGUCCCCAGUGUGCGAUUCACUCUUCUGUUAAGUUUAUCACUGAUCUUAGUGAGAGAAACAACCAUUGAAAUCCAUCCAAAGCAAUAACAGCUUCUAGAGAGAGAGAGAGAGAGAGAUACUUUGCGAAUUGCGAUAUUUUCAUCUCAUUUUCUGCUAUUAGAAUCGGAACUGCGAUCAAGAGAACAGCAAAAAAAUGGCGGGCUAUAUAGGAGUAUUAGUAUCGGAUCCAUGGCUACAGAACCAGUUCACGCAAGUUGAGCUUCGGAGCUUAAAAUCUCAGUUCAUGACGAUGAGGAAAGAAAGCGGAGGUUUGAAGCUGGGCGACUUGGCGGCAAAGAUGUCAACACUGAAACAUAUCGGAGAGAAUCUUACGGAGCAAGAUAGAGAUGCGUUUCUCAGAGAUUCGUAUACAAACUUGGAUGAAGACGUCGAUUUUGAGCUGUUUCUCAGGGUAUAUUUGAAACUCCAAGCACAUGCAACAGCUCGAAUGGGAAGUAAUGCAAAAAAUCCAUCAGCAUUUCUCACGUCUCCCACUUCUACUUUGCUUCACACAAUUAGUGGAUCUGAGAAGACAUCAUACGUUGCACACAUAAACAACUAUCUGGCUGAAGAUGAAUUCUUAAAAGGAUACCUUCCAAUAGACCCUUCAACUAAUGAUCUCUUUGAGGUUGCCAAGGAUGGAGUUCUUAUUUGCAAACUUAUAAAUCUUGCUGUACCUGGAACAAUUGAUGAAAGGGCGAUAAAUAUGAAGAGAAUAAUCAACCCCUGGGAAAGGAAUGAGAAUCUUACUCUAGGCCUCAACUCUGCAAAGGCAAUUGGAUGUACUUUGGUCAACAUUGGAACUCAAGACUUCAUUGAAGGAAGGAGGCAUCUUGUUCUUGGUGUGAUUUCUCAAAUUAUUAAGAUUCAACUACUGGCAGACCUCAAUUUGAAGAAAACACCUCAACUGGUCGAGUUGGUUGAUGAUAGUAAGGAUAUAGAGGAACUGAUGAGCCUACCACCAGAAAAGAUCUUGCUCAGAUGGAUGAACUUUCAAUUGAAAAAGGGUGGAUACAAGAAAACAGUUACGAACUUCUCGUCUGACAUAAAGGACGCUGAGGCUUACGCUCAUCUCUUAAAUGUUUUAGCCCCUGAGCACAGUAUUCCAGCAACCAUGUCUGUGAAAGAUUUUCUAGAAAGAGCUAAGUUGGUUCUUGAACAUGCAGAUAGAAUGGGCUGCAAAAGAUACUUAACUGCAAAAGAUAUCGUGGAAGGUUCUCCUAAUCUUAACCUUGCAUUUGUGGCACAUAUCUUCCAGCAUAGGAAUGGACUUUCAACACAAACAAAGCAGAUUGAUUUUCUUGAAAUGACUCCUGAUGAUGCUCAAAUGUCCAGAGAAGAGAGAGCAUUUCGAUUUUGGAUCAACAGUCUUGGAAAUUCUUUUAUGAUAGAUAAUGUCUUUGAAGAUCUUAGAAAUGGAUGGGUGCUUCUGCAAACACUUGACAAGGUGUCCCCAGGAAUUGUUAACUGGAAGAUUGCAACUAAGCCUCCAAUUAAGAUGCCUUUUAGAAAAGUGGAAAAUUGCAACCAAGUUGUCAAGAUUGGGAAACAAUUGAAGUUUUCCCUAGUUAACAUUGCUGGGAAUGACAUUGUACAAGGAAAUAAGAAAUUAACAUUAGCUUACUUGUGGCAGUUAAUGCGGUUCAAUAUGCUUCAGCUUUUAAAGAAUUUGAGGUCUCAUUCCCUUGGAAAGGAAAUCACUGAUGCAGACAUUUUAGACUGGGCUAACAGCCAAGUGAAAAGUUCUGGAAGGCAUGGCCAUAUGGCUAGCUUUAAGGAUAAAAGGCUAUCAGAUGGUGUCUUUUUCCUUGAGCUGCUUAGCGCAGUAUAUCCUCGAGCUGUCAACUGGAGUCUAGUUACAAAAGGAGAAACUGAGGAGGAGAAAAAAAUGAAUGCAACCUACAUCAUUAGUGUGGCAAGGAAGCUCGGAUGCUCUAUCUUUAUACUGCCUGAAGAUUUAAUUGAGGUAAACCAGAAGAUGAUUCUUACAUUGACAGCAAGUAUAAUGUAUUGGCACAUGAAACAACAGCCUGUAGAGGAUCGAACAAGUACUUCAUCAGAUGGGGAGAUCAAUAGCUUGCCUGAGACAAUCUCAACCGCAGAUGAUUCUGCCUCAGAGUCUUCAGAGUAGAACAACAACACAUACAUAUAUAUCCUUUGCAACAUUAUCUAUCUGCCUAAACUCUAUUCUCUGCUUCAGUUUUUAUUUUUGUUUUACACUUACUAUUUUGGGUGUCAAUUUUUUGAAAAGCUUGAAAACCAUAUAUUACUAGGUUGCAUGAAUAUGUAUAGUGGAUGGUGUAGCCUUGGAUUGCAAUUUAUUACAGAGGAUUAUUUUUCACCC